Cladophialophora bantiana CBS 173.52 is the source of this 873-nucleotide messenger RNA. RefSeq lists its product as uncharacterized. Gene Ontology annotation, molecular function: ATP binding; metal ion binding. NCBI's taxonomy places the organism in Eukaryota, Fungi, Ascomycota, Eurotiomycetes, Chaetothyriales, Herpotrichiellaceae. The coding region runs from base 1 to 873 and encodes 290 amino acids. The transcript has 4 exons. The record is from RefSeq and is a predicted model, not a curated record.
AUGGCAAAACCUGUAAUCAACAGGUUACCCGUCGCCAAUUGGGGUGAGAUUGCGAUUCGAGUUCUUCUGAGCGCCCGCCAGCUCGGUAUUACAACGAUUGCCAUAUAUACUGAAGAUGAUCCUAACCAUGCGACACUCGCCGAUGAGGCAAUUCUUCUUGAGUCGCCGAAACACUUUAUCGACGUUGCUAAAAUAGUCUCCAUUUGCCUCGACCAGAAGGCUGAUUCCCUUCAUCCAGCCUAUGGGUUUCUAUCAGAAAAUCCUGAGCUUGUGGAACAUCUGGAACAGGUCGGGAUCACGCUUAUUGGGACUACGGAGAGGUCACGCGCUUAUGGGAACGUGAUCGAGCUGGCUCCAUCCACGAUCAAGGAUCACCGUGUUGUUCGAGAGGUGAUCAAUAGCGCUAUACCACUAGCUCGCAGCAUCCGCUAUCAGUUACCCGGCACGUUUGAGUUCUUGGCGCACGAAUCCUCCGGGGAAUACUACUUCCUUGAGGUCAACCCGCGCCUUCAAGUUGAGCACACCGUCAUCGAAGAAGUGGCAGGCAUCGACAUUGACGCCAUCCAGCUUCGAGUGACCGCCGAGGACGCCAACGAGGGUUUGGCGUUGAGUAUGGGCCGUAAUUCCAACCACAAGUUACCAGAAGGUCAAGAUAUCCGCGUGGAUACUCAUCUCAGACGUACCAACAGUUCCACAGUGGGACCUGCCUAUGAUUCUUUGCUUGCUAAAGUGAUCGUCAGAGCGUCUAACUUGGGGACAGUAAGACAGAAAGCUAUCCGAGCAUUGCAUGAUUUUCAGAUAACAGCCGUUCAGAGCAACAUACCAGCUCUCCUAGCAGUGUUGCAAUCAGAAGACUUCAUUCACGGCGCAUGA